UAUAUAUUUUCCAAGUCUCAAACAAAUACCCACAACGUACUCAAAUAUAUUCAAACUCGAUCACCUUAGCUAUUUUUUUAACCCACUUUAUUUUUUUUCGAACCAUUUUACAACACUAUUUUCAAAUCCUUUCGCUUGAUUUAAAGCCAUUUAACAUUUCUUUACGUCUUAAACUAGGUGGUUUUACUUAUGAAACAUGUUUCAACCUCAGUUUGCACUACAGCACUCACCGCAUUUUCUGCAGGAAAUGCAUUUUCUAGUUUCCAAUUUGUUAAGAUUAUGUGGAUAGACUUUGAUUUAGCAUGGCCUAACAUGCUUGAUGGACAGAUAUGGUUAGUGAUAAUUAUACAAUAUGAAGCAUAAUAAUAGCUAUAGACUAGCACCAAUCCAUUUUUAUUCAUUUUAAAUGCUAAAUGUGACGGGAUGAGACGGUGAUGUGGACAUCCAUCACAUUACCACAUAAGGCUUGUUUUGAGAGGUAGGCCUACUUAUAUUGUAAUUAGGUGAGUGCUGCAUGCAGCUCUCAAUUGUUGUUCUUCAGUUUUAUUCCUUCUUCUUCAUUAUUCUAUACAAACUUUUUGGAGACAAAAUUUCAUCCAUCCCUUUUGAUUAAUUUUAAAUGCUAAAUGGGAGGGGAUGAGACGGUGAUGUUGACAUCCAUUACAUUACCAUAUAAGGCUUGUUUUGAGAGGUUCUGAGAUCCAUGGUCUCCUUGACGACAGCAUCACUGCCUCAUUCAAGCGAGACGCCACGUGGACUGACUCACGCACGCUGCACGAAGUUGUCUUUGCUAGUUGUUGCUAAUUAAUCGUGGGUUGAUCAUUAUAUCUACUUGACUGUACUUGUCGAAAAGGAAAGCAAACAUGGGUGGCUGUUGCUCCAGACAGCCUGCCAUGGAGGAAGAUGGAGGAGAACCUGACCACCGCCCGGCCCCUUCUGUGGUUGCAUCGCUGCCAAAGAAGAAACCCUCUUUUUUCCCCACUUUCCCAUCCCUACCCUCUUCUCGUUUCAACCCCACUGCAUCCCUCCCCUCUUCUUGUGUCUCCCCCACUACAUCUCUCCUCUCUUCUCGUUUCUCCCCCACUGCAUGCCUCCCCUCUUCUUGUGUCUCCCCCACUACCUUUCUCCCCUCUUCUUGUGUCUCCCCCACUACAUCCAUCUCCUCUUCUUGUGUCUCCCCCACUACAUGCCUCCCCUCUUCUUGUGUCUCCCCCACUACAUCCAUCUCCUCUUCUCGUUUCUCCCCCACUACAUGUCUCCCCUCUUCUUGUGUCUCCCCCACUACAUGCCUCCCCUCUUCUUGUGUCUCCCCCACUACAUGCCUCCCCUCUUCUUGUGUCUCCCCCACUACAUGCCUCCCCUCUUCUUGUGUCUCCCCCACUACAUGCCUCCCCUCUUCUUGUGUCUCCCCCACUACAUGCCUCCCCUCUUCUUGUGUCUCCCCCACUACAUGCCUCCCCUCUUGUGUCUCCCCCACUACAGCUCUCCCCUCUUCUUGUGUCUCCCCCACUACAUGCCUCCCUGUUUCUCAUCACCCCGCCUCUCUCUUCUCGUCCCCAUCCUCCCCUGUUCUGUUCCCUGUUCCUGUUCUUCUGUCCUCUGGUAUCUCCCCAAUAACUGUGUCUCUUUCUCCCUCCCCCCCCUCUCUCUCUCCAACAGGAAUCCUGGACCUUCCAGAUGUCAUCACCCCCAGCAGCAGAGAUGUCUCCUCCCCACCAGGACGGUCAUCAGAUGUCGGUGAGCAGAGCAGCAAAGGGACCUCAGAGGACACCACCCUGCCUGAUGAGGAUGUACUGGGGAAUCAAAUGGUACCUGCAGUAGCUGGGAGUGAGCUCAAUGAGGUGGACCCCACUGGGCCUCCUGCCCAGACAACAGAGUUCUCCCGGCCUCGUCGCUUCUCAUCUCUGCAGUGGUAUGACAGCAGGAGCCAACCUUUGCUGAUUGCAUCAGGGAGAUCCAUCAGCACAGGAUUGGACAUCAGAUAGAAAUCGAUGAAUGAAUGACUCCGUUUUGCUUAUACGUGACGUGACUAUCCUCCUCAUUGCUGUGUUUCCCUCUCUGUUCCCCUCUUCCCUGUGUGUUGCAGUCAGCC
Messenger RNA from Gadus macrocephalus (Pacific cod), 2092 nucleotides. RefSeq names its product mucin-2-like. The record is from RefSeq and is a predicted model, not a curated record. The transcript has 4 exons. Bases 864 to 1985 code for a protein of 373 amino acids. NCBI's taxonomy places the organism in Eukaryota, Metazoa, Chordata, Actinopteri, Gadiformes, Gadidae.